AUGAGCAAGCGCCGCCGGAGAAACAGCCGCAGGAGGAAGAGCUCCAGUAGCAGCAAGCAGAGUAUCUGUCCAUACAGCCUGCAUAAGAACACGAAAACGCCCCGCGAUGAUGGCUCUCUGAUGGACGAGCACACAGAGAAGGGCGAGGCAGACUCCCUACACAAGGAGAACUCCCUGAGCAAAUCGGACGCCGAGGACGAUGAGAAGGAGAAGGAGACGGAAACACCCUGCGAGGAGAACAGGCGGGACAGUACGGUCGCCUGCUUCCAGGGCAACUGCGACAGUCAGGCGAGCAGCCCGACAGACGACCCCAGAACACAAAGUCAAAGGUCAGACCAAGGGCUGAGAAUCACCACCUCAGUGACCAUCGAGAACUUGGAGAAGAACACGUCCCAGAUCGUCCUUCAGAGGUCACACGAGUCAGGAACUGGCCUGGCAGGGCUGGGCAGCAACAACAACACCAUCGCCGUGACAACCACCAAGUUGAAGGGCAUCCAAGCGAACAUGAAGAUCGAGAUCAGCGAGGUGCUGAGGGUGGACGAUUCCGAUUACAAGACCACCUUUAUCCUCCAGAGGGCGCCGACAGACUCCACCUCUGCCGCUGGCCCUACUUCUGAAACCCCAAACAACGAACGCUUCAGCUUUUCUCACCCUUGCAUCCAGAUGACCAGACUGGACGAUGACAAUGAUGGAACACAGAGGCCCUUUGAGAAUGUGAGCUACGAGUUCAGCGUGGUGGAGAUGAGUAGAGAGGGCCUGGUGGACAUGCGGACAGAUUCCGUGCCGCCUGUGUGUUACAGCGAAGACUGUUACAAAAGCUGCUGCCAAGACCGCUGCUAUGGAUACGGCCAUUUCCGUCGCUACGACACUGAUUGCACGCUGGUCGAUGAGUCAUCUACCUUUUCGACUCCGUCUGAUUUUUGCCGUUUGCAGAAGGACAACAGCAUCACCAGUGACACGCAAGUAGACAUCCCGCCACCCGUGGAGUUUGCUGACCCAGGAGUGCACCAUGAUAAUGUGAAUGACCUCACACAGGAUGUACGCAUGUUCCACAUAGGUGCUCCCGAUGAAGCAAAUUACCUGGAAGAGAGCGCCUCGGCGAUGACGUAUGGAGCCUCGAGCCGCGCGCGGGAGUCCCUGUGCUGUCCAUCUACCGAGGGAGGCAGGAGCUAUGACGAUGAGGAUGAUGAUGAUGCUGACGACGGCUCCGACUGCAUGGAGGCCGAUGACCUCUCCAUGUGGCCCGACGCCCCCAUGAGCAGAUCGAGCUUCACCAAAAGCUUCAUACACAAACACAAGAGGAAGACUUGCAUCCGGAACAACAGCAUCGCCAUCCUGGAGAACAACACGCCACCUGCGGGUUACCUGAACAUACCACUGAAGCGGCGGAAGACUCUCCCGGCAUUGCUAAACCAAUCUGACGACAACCAUGAGGACAUGGUGCCCAUGUGUAGGGAAUCCUUCUCCUCCGGAGCGCUCUCUCCGUUCUUCACGCAAUCUCUGGCUCGCGAGACGGAACGAGCAGAGAGGUUCUACCUCGACGAAGACCCGUCGUUCUCUCCGCUUUUCCCAGAGAGCCGCAAGAACUCCAAGUCCAGCACUGCACUGGCAACGAGCCCGGCGCGCAGACACAGCAUGUUCUCCCCGAAGUUCUACGCCUGCAGUUCGGCAGGAACUUCCCUCUUUGAUUCGGACAGAGACACUGCGAGUAGCGAAAGGGCACUGCAGCUGGAGUUGUCUGCGGUUGAGGAGGCCAACAGCCUGGACGGUGCAACCGGCAGCCAGGUCUAUGAGAGAGUCACAGAGAGCGGGUUCGAUGAGGAGAUGGGGGACAUGGAAAGCGUUGCCGAUGGUGGUGGCAUGUCCAUGGCCAGGACAGUCUCGUUUAGAGACCACUUCAUCCACAUCACCCCUCCUUCUCCUGGGUCCUCCAGAGAGAGCGACAUCAACUGCGACAGCAGCAGCCACAAGGAAGGUCAAAGGAAGAUGAGUGAAGUGGACAAAGCCAUGCCACAACAACACACAAGGGAAGCAGAUGUUUCUUCACAAGCGGAGGCAGCGCGCCAGGGAUCCACAGGUUCUGACGGUCAGCCCAAGACUCGAAAGGGGUCCGUCACGACAGUCAUGAGGGUGGGAAGCGAGCAGAGGAUUUUGCACAGUCACUGUCCAGACCCCAGUCCGUCAGAGAAGAUCAACAAGGAAGUCACCCCCACCAGUACCACCACUACCAUCAACAACAACAACGUCAACAGCCAUAACGACAACGACGACAUCAACAGCACAACCACUACCACCACCAUCAUCAACAAUAACAAUAACAUCAAUAGCACAACAGUGUCAACACCCAAGGCCUGCUGCUCCCUUUUUCCGAUAGUGGACGUGGAGCAGAUGGAAGAGAACAUCGUUGCCGUGGAGACGGGUCAACUGAGCCCCGCUCUGAGGCCCACUCUGGUGUCCCAGUCGAGCAUCUCCAUCCAGUCGCUCUCGCCGCUACCCUGCGAAGCCACCGAGCUGCACAGUGACUCCAACCACUCGCUGAGGUCGUCUCAAGAGGCAGAGGUGAAAGAUCAGGGGGCGCUGGAGAAACGUGGCAAGUGCAAAACCAAACGAAGCCUGCGAGUCCCGCACAAAGCCAAGGCGCUGGCGCCGGGAUCUCCAAGAAGGCACAGCACCACCAAAAUCUCGGAUAUCAAGCAGAUGCUGUCUCACAAGGAUCCCGAUGAGGCUGGGCCUCAUGACCACUGGGCCAGACGGCGUAAGCUCUUUAAGGAGAGCAAACACAGGAGCUCAGCGGGAGGAAGCUCGAUAGCCAGCAAUAUCACAGACGAGUCAGACACAAUGUUCUCCGAGGACGUUCGGGAGGUUGAGACGACAGUGAGGCAUGUUGAGGACAGACUCUUCUACACAGAGACGUUUCACUGCGCGGCGUGGCUUUAUCGUGGAGAUGACGUCAGUCCCGCUGAGAGCCCGCGCGUUCUGAGCAAGCGGCCACGGCCUGUCAACAUUCGCGAAAGGACGGUGAAGAUCACCAAAGGGUUUGGAGAAUACCCUUGGGGAUUCAGGAUACAGUUCUCCAAGCCAAUCAUCGUCACAGAGGUGGACACAAAUGGAGCAGCAGAGGAGGCGGGGCUUCUGGUGGGAGAUUACGUGCUGGUGGUGAAUGGAACAGACGUCACCAACGCUCCACAUUCCGAGGCGGCAGACCUGGCUCGCCAAGGCCCAGACCUGCUAACGCUGAUCAUUGGAUCUGAUAUUGGCCGCUGCCCCAACACCCCGAGGCCGGCCUGCCGCGGGUACCUGCACAAGCGCACCCAGUCCAGCCUCAUCAAGGGCUGGAGGAAGAGGUGGUUCGUCCUACGCCACGACUGCUGCUUGUACUACUACCGAUACAAGAAGGACGAGGGAAAGAGCCAACCGUUGUCCAAACUCAAGAUGGAGGGUGCGGAGGUGGAAGCGGACAGCAGUCUCGGGAAGCCCUUUGUUUUCAAGUGCUCACCUGCCAACGGAGGGCGGGUCUACUACUUCUGUGCCACAUCCAACCAGGACAUGAAGAGAUGGGUAGAAGCCAUGUCUGAAGCAGUUCAGCCUUUACCGCCGGACCACGUGUGGGUGGACGUGACCAGGCACAAUGCAAGCCUGCCCCCUCUGGCCGUCAAGGCCCCCGAGUGCCUAGGUCUGCUGCACCAGCUGGAUCGCACCAAGGACGUCUGGGUGCAGAACUACUGCAUCCUCAAGGACGGAUGCCUGUACCUGUACUCCAGCAUCCGCUCCACCUUUGCCCUGGGAGGAGUUUACCUUCAAGGCUACAAUGUGCGAGAGCAGCCAAUGGGAUCCAAGCGUUCCACCAUCGAGCUGAAGCCGCCUUCCGAGGAGUUCAAAACAUUACACUUCUGUGCGGACAACCCCACCGAGAACAAACGGUGGAUCCUGGCUAUCCGGGCCUCCAUCAGUAAGUGGGUGCCUCUACACCAGGCCAUACAGGACUAUAUGAGCAAGCCCCCGGAGGAGACACGCAUGUAA
Engraulis encrasicolus (European anchovy) is the source of this 4020-nucleotide messenger RNA. RefSeq names its product PDZ and pleckstrin homology domains 1 (gene pdzph1). Gene Ontology annotation, molecular function: protein binding. Lineage: Eukaryota; Metazoa; Chordata; Actinopteri; Clupeiformes; Engraulidae. The record is from RefSeq and is a predicted model, not a curated record. Bases 1 to 4020 code for a protein of 1339 amino acids. The transcript is spliced from 12 exons.